AUGGAACUUAUGAUUAUACCAGAAUCAGCUUUACGCUUUCUUAUAGCACGUGAAAUUGUUCGACUACAAGGGAUUACAUCAACUGGCCUAAAAUUAACUUUAUCAGCUCGUGGUCAAUCAUUACUGACUAUCGGUGGAUUAAUUGGCAGUUUGUAUUUAUCAUAUCAAGCCAUAUUCCUACUCAACAGAGGUAUGAAGUUACCACUUCGAGCACCGAUUGUUACGCGAAUGUUGAUCUACCCACUACUACCUUUGUUCACAGUAUUUCUUCAACACCAAAUUAUGUUAGCCUGGCGUAGACGAUGUUGUCUACGCGCUGAUCAAAUUGUCUGCAGUUUAGGUGAAUCAUUUAGACAAGGCGGUUUAGAAUAUUAUAAUUGGCGUUUACGUUGGAAUCAGUUUUGGGCAACACGAUAUGCUGAAACCAAAGAAAGACAGGAGUUGAAUAGAAAAGGUGAUAAAAUAUCUGGAUUUGAUCCCGUUGCACAAUAUCAGCUGGAAAGAGAAGAGAAUUCUACAGAGAAGAGCAAAGCUGGACCUGAUUACUAUCUUCCUAUAUCAGAAAAUUUUUCACUCGAUGGAUCCCAAAUAAUCAUGCAUAAUCAAUUAAACAGUCAAUCAGAGCUUAAACAUUGUCGUAUAUAUCGUUUCAAUAAGUCUGGUAAUGAAUUAUGGGCUGGAGAUGGUGAUGGUAUUGGUUUUGGAUUGACUGGAAUUCUUAUAGUUGGUUUAAUUCCACGUGUUUUAGCCUCAUUUUUUAGUAUAUUCUCUUGUCCAGCAACUAGUCGCCAACGAUAUAAUCAAUUGUCUAUAAUAGAGGUUAAUUGA
Messenger RNA from Heterobilharzia americana, 828 nucleotides. NCBI's taxonomy places the organism in Eukaryota, Metazoa, Platyhelminthes, Trematoda, Strigeidida, Schistosomatidae. The record is from the annotation of a GenBank genome assembly.